Messenger RNA from Aegilops tauschii subsp. strangulata, 1021 nucleotides. RefSeq lists its product as uncharacterized. The record is from RefSeq and is a predicted model, not a curated record. NCBI's taxonomy places the organism in Eukaryota, Viridiplantae, Streptophyta, Magnoliopsida, Poales, Poaceae.
UAUCUCAUCCAUCACACUGGCCAGCCAGUAGCCAGUAGCCACUGCGACCACUGAAGGAGAGGCACGGAUCACGGAUGUCAAGCAUGGCAUCCAGCAAGGGGCUUCUUGUGUUCGCUCUCCUGCUUGCUGCUGCUAUCCUCGUCGCCUCGACUGAUGAACACCCUGAGGCCAAGAAGGAAGAGAAUGAGGCCGGCGUGGAGAACUUCCACUUUGGCGGAGGCCACCACGGGCACGGAGGCGGCGGGGGAGGCUACGGCGGAGGCGGAGGCGGAGGAGGUUACGGCGGCGGCGGAGGGUACGGCGGCGGGGGCUACCCAGGCGGCGGAGGAGGCUAUGGCGGCGGUGGCGGCUACCCUGGCCACGGUGGGGAAGGCGGUGGAGGUUACGGCGGCGGCGGCUACCCAGGCGGCGGAGGAGGCUACGGCGGCGGUGGCGGCUACCCUGGCCACGGUGGGGAAGGCGGUGGAGGUUACGGCGGCGGCGGCUACCCAGGCGGCGGAGGAGGCUACGGUGGCGGUGGCGGCUACCCUGGCCAUGGCGGAAAAGGCGGCGGAGGCUACGGCGGCGGCGGAUGUCACUGGGGCUGCUGCGGGCACGGGCUCUUCCAUCACCAUGGCUGCCGCUGCUGUGCGCGCGCGGACGAGGUUCCGGAGCCCAUGUACCGGGCGGAGGUCCGCAACUGAGAGGAGCACACGCAACAAUGCAGCCAUGCAUACGUACGUACGUACGGUAGGCAGUACUGCCGCCCAGUGCUUAGCUACCCUGCGUCGAGCUCUACGUGCAUGCCGUUGCUCUGCGCGCCUACGUGCAUAAGAAUUAAAUUACUCGUAAAUAAACAUGGUCCCUGGUGAACGAAGGGAAGGUGCAUAUAUGCGCGUACGCAUACGUGCGCGUUGCACAGCGACCUUGGAGAACACAUGCAUCCCCUCCGUGUUCUUGAAUGUUUGUAUGUACUAUGUCCCGUAUUAAUACCGCCCACUUUAUCUGUUAUCGUGGAAUAAAAUCACAUUGGUGCACUUAA